Gymnogyps californianus (California condor) is the source of this 2265-nucleotide messenger RNA. It is a transcript of the gene EXOSC9, whose product is annotated as exosome component 9. Gene Ontology annotation, cellular component: cytoplasmic exosome (RNase complex); nuclear exosome (RNase complex). NCBI's taxonomy places the organism in Eukaryota, Metazoa, Chordata, Aves, Accipitriformes, Cathartidae. The transcript is spliced from 12 exons. The record is from RefSeq and is a predicted model, not a curated record. Gene Ontology annotation, biological process: U1 snRNA 3'-end processing; U5 snRNA 3'-end processing; nuclear polyadenylation-dependent mRNA catabolic process. Bases 1 to 1326 code for a protein of 441 amino acids.
AUGAAGGCGACGCCGCUCUCCAACUGCGAGCGGCGCUUCCUCCUGCGCGCCGUCGAGGAGAAGAAGCGCCUGGACGGGCGGCAGUGCUAUGACUACCGGAACGUACGGAUCUCCUUCGGCACCGACUACGGCUGCUGCAUCGUGGAGCUGGGGAAGACCAGAGUUCUUGCACAAGUCUCAUGUGAACUUGUUGCCCCCAAGCCAAAUCGGCCUACAGAAGGUAUACUUUUCUUUAAUCUUGAGCUCUCACCGAUGGCUGCACCUGGUUUUGAGCCUGGCAGGCAAUCUGAGUUACUGGUGAAACUGAACAGACUAAUAGAACGAUGCCUGAGAAAUUCCAAAUGUGUAGAUACUGAAUCUCUCUGCAUUGUUGCUGGUGAAAAGGUUUGGCAAAUUCGUCUGGACCUGCACCUGUUAAAUCAUGAUGGUAACAUUAUUGAUGCUGCCAGCAUAGCAGGAAUUGUAGCUCUGUGUCAUUUUCGCAGACCAGAUGUGUCUGUGCAAGGAGAGGAAGUGACUGUGUACACUCCUGAGGAACGUGAUCCUGUCCCCUUGAGUAUCCACCACAUGCCUAUUUGUGUCAGUUUUGCCUUCUUCCAGCAAGGGACCUAUUUAUUGGUGGAUCCAAGUGAACGCGAGGAACGUGUAAUGGACGGCCUCCUUGUAAUUGCCAUGAAUAAACAUCGUGAAAUUUGUACCAUCCAGUCCAGUGGAGGGAUUAUGCUAGUAAAGGAUCAGGUUCUGAGAUGCAGUAAAAUAACAGCUGUUAAGGUUGCAGAAAUAACAGAACUAAUUCAAAAAGCCUUGGAGAACGACCAGAAAGUUAGGAAAGAAGGUGGGAAGUUUGGCUUUGCAGAAUCUAUACCGAAUCAAAAGAUCACUGCCUUCAAAAUGGAAAGCGCUGCUGUUGAUACUAACAAUGUGGAAGAACAAGCAGAAGAAAUCAUCACUAAAGCUGACCCUCCUUCAGAAGUUUUUGCCAAACCAAUAUUGCAUACUCCUGGGACAGCCCAAAUUGGGGAAGGAAUAGAGAACUCCUGGGGAGACCUUGAAGAAUCUGAGAGGGAGGAAGCAGCGGAAGAGGAAGGUGAAAGUGAGGCUACUGCUUUUGAAUGUCACAAAAUGGAAACUGAGGAUACAAGUACGAUGAGGGAAACUACGAAGGAUGAACCCAUUGUGCUGUCCGACAGCGAAGAGGAAGAAGUUGUCAUUCUGGAACCACAGGAACUACCAAAGAAAACAAGAACACAGACCAACUCGAAACAAGAAAAUACAACUAAGAAAGCAUUUAACAAAAGGAGAAAAAAGAAGAGAGCGGCUCAUUAAAGCCAUCAUCCCUCUUUCAGAAAUGCUGUAUAAUACAUCAUCUGGUCUAUCAUUACUGAACUUAUUUUUGUAGAUAACUUUAUUUCCUCCCACCCCAUAUCUGGUCCUGCUUUUAUGUAUAUUUUAUAAAACUGUUGUACACAGCUUUAAAUAAAAAAAUUUUGCAUGUAAGUGGAAUUCCAUGGUCAGCAUCCAGCUGCAGCAGAAAACUCACUAGUUCAACUUGAACUGACUCAAGUUCUACAACUUGAAUUGCAGAGGUAAGAUGCUUAGUUUUCUUAACAAAACAACCUCUGCCGUUACUGAAGUGAGCUGUAUAUUGUCAGAGUUCGGGUGGUAAAAGGAACUAUGGCUCAAGUUUAAUACCAGAAAAAGAGUCUUUUAAUUUAUGGUAGCUAUUACCACGCCUUGGAAAUGUUUCAUACCUCGGAAUGUUCUUCACAGGGGGAAGUGGUGUGCUGUGACUGAGACCUUGCCCACGUCACUCCACAUCUUAGCUUUCACUGAAACUGCUUUGUAUAAAAAUCAACAGAAGGGCAUGUACUUAACAAAAUAGCAUAGAACUUCUGGAAAACUUUCAUAGAGAAAGCAACUCGUACUUCAGCGAUGGAGUUUCUUAAAAAGUUUAAUUAAAUAUUACAUGCAACAGACAGGAAUGCCUCUUGAACUAUAUUCCAAGAAUUAUGCUUUGAAUUUAGAAUCGGGCAAAACAAAGAGAUGGAGUUUCCAAAAUAUCUGACCUAGCCGCUUUGUUCAAAAAACAAGUCACAUCAUUGGAAACACGCACAUAUGUACAAGAGCAAAGUAGGACUAUUUUACACGUGACCUUAGUAUUUCAUGAAAUAUGAACAGGAGAGAAGUUACUGUUGCAGAUACUACAUUCCCCCAAUCAGGUUUAGAAUUCAAUGUAAAAAAAAAUAAUAAAAAUUGCUCCCAGCC